AUGUUUUUUUUUUACAAUACACUUAAUUUGUUUCUUAAGGGAGAAGACUAUGCUCGACAAAUGGAAGAGGAAAUGCGGAAGAAAGCUGAAGCAGCACGAGCACAAGCUGAAGCAGAGCGAAAGAUGGCUGAAGAACGACAUGCUCAAGCAAAAGCACAACAAGAGGCAGCCCUGAGAGCUAUGCAAGAACAAGUGAAAAAAGCACAAGAAGAAGCGCUUCAGAAAGCCCGAGAAGCUAAAGCUAAAGCUGAAGCUGAAGCGAAAGCGAAAGCCGCUCAAACAAUAGCCCAGGCAGAAGCCCAAGCUCGUGCUCAGAUGGAAGCUCAAGCCAAAGCUAAAGCGCAAGGUGAAGCAGCGGCUAAGAAAUCGCAGCAAGAAGCUUUAGAAAAAGCGCAAAAGGCAAAACUGGAGGCAGAACAAAAGGCCAAGCUGCAGCAACAACAACAACAACGACAACAGCAAACACCAGCUGCACAGGCGCCAAAUAGACCCGCUGGAGUACCCCCUACUACUGCUGUUUCCCCAAAACCCGCGAUUGGCACUCCCAACCAAGCUGCACCUAACGUGCCGAGAAAGACAGUGCCUCAGGUUCCAGCAAAGCCGGCACAACAGGUGCCAGCAAAGGCUGCUCCUGUUGGACCACCGACUGGAAUAAGAUCUAAACCAGAUGCGGUGACCAUCGACCAGAACGAACCAAAAAAACCUGCAUAUCGCACGCCUGGAAAGGUGGUGAAUCCGAUGAAUCCGAUGCCUGAGCCGAAACAGACACAACCACGGCCACUGGAGCCGAUAUCAACGAACACGCCGACGUUGCGAAAUACUGCUAAGAUGCAAGAAGAAGCAUUAACCAAGGAAACAACUCGACCAACGAAAGGCGUCCAUGCCGAAAAGCCUGGCAUUCGACAAGACAACGUUCGUGAGCGUUUCGUCGAAAAGAACGAACCUGUCAUCGAAACGAAACAGAGCGUGAAACGUACCGGCGUAUUGGCGGGGGCGACACGAUGGGAGGAGGAGUCGGCACGUCAACUCGCCGCCAACACUAUGGGCAUGGAUGGAUCGGUACCGACCGCUGUACGUCUACAGAAAGUGAAAUGGAACGAAUUUCCCGAAGAAGUCGUACCUGAGAUCGGAUCCGCGCCAAAAGUUCACACACAGGAAUGGAAGCCAGUGAAUCAGGAAACUAUCGAAAUACAACGUAAUCAGUACCGACCGUCGAAAAUCUCUCGUGUUUGGCCGCCACCACAGGAAGAGGUCGUAAAGGAGACGGAACCAGUCCGAGUUAUUAAAGCAAACGAUGAUUGUGGAUGGAUUCAACAGGACCCGAACGACGUUGUAAGAUCCACCGUAUGGCAGCGGAAUUCGAAAAUUGACUUGGUUUGGCCACCACCUGAAGGAGAAACAGUCAUUCAAGGAUAUCAAGGUCCGCAGCACAUGCCAUCAGUUCAAUGGCCGCCAGCAGAAAGUGAGCAACACGAGCGUGAGCAAAUUGAAGUUCUGCAGAAGCAUAUUCCUGCACGAAAAAUGGACUACCAGUGGCCUCCACCACCGCCUGUCUAUCAGGUGGUGAACGGCGACAUCACACCGUCAGACGCCGCAUCUGCCGUUGCUGUUGAAACAAAUGCCGCCAAUGUAGUCACCGUUCCCGGUGGAGGAAAGACUAUCACCACCAUCACAACAACAAAAACCAGUCAGAAUACAAAACAACCAGUGCCGAAUCCGGUAAGCAGCAUGAAAAUCGGAAAUCUUGUAAUUGAAUAG
This is a messenger RNA of Angiostrongylus costaricensis, 1758 nucleotides long. Lineage: Eukaryota; Metazoa; Nematoda; Chromadorea; Rhabditida; Metastrongylidae. The record is from the annotation of a GenBank genome assembly.